UCAGCUCCAGUGAUUUAGAAUCAAACCCUACCCAAGGUCGGAACAUCAUCGAUUAAAAUGGUAGAACCGACCCAAUUACUCACCCCUACUCGGAGGUGUUGAAGAAGUAAAUAACGGCUUGGAAUGGAGACAACCAAGAUAAGUCAACGGGUCGGUUGGGUUUGGUUGCACUACAAACAAUGUUAAUGAGUUGGGUUCCAACUACCAAGUAGGCUCAACCAGAAACCCGAGUACUUCCCGCUUCAUCGAGACAUCACCAGCAUAAAACGAAUUGAGUUGGCCAGAGCCAAGGCGAUGAAUUAGACAAUGCCAAGAGCGCUCAGGGAGUCAAUAGGACAGCAAUCCAACGCAGAGAUACAAUAUCACAAGAAUAGCCACCACCUUGGACUUGUGUCGAGGAGGUAAGGCAACUGCUCACAGGUAUUCGAUGUUUUGUCCAAGUGAUACAUAAGGGCUAAUAGUGUGGAUUAGAUUGGAGGGACAGUUUUUCGGUGGGUGUGUGCCAAGUUUGACAGAGCCGUCUGCUAUGAACGAACACGAACAAUUUUCAUGAUUUUUCUUCUUCUACUUUGGCCUUUCCUUUUGGUUUGAUUUAAUUUUGGCUUCCCUGUCACAAAUGAGGCGUUGUUACUCCACUUUCGUAACGGCUACAAAAUUCAAAAGCCCACUAAACUCAAAACACCAACUUCUCGCUUUAACCGACUCCUGCAAAUCCAUGGACCAAAUGAAGCAAGCUCACGCCCUAUUGGUCACCACUGGCCUUAUCCUACACCCCAUCCCUGCAACUAGACUUCUAAAACUCCUGACCCUUUCAAGCUUCGCUUCUCUUCCUUAUGCCCAAUUGCUCUUUGAUCAGAUUCCUUCACCCGACCUCUUCAUCUACAACACCAUGAUCAAAGCUCAUGCAAGCACGACCGAUUCCUCUUGCAGUUCUCUUUUAAUUUUCCGAUCGAUUCUCCGAGACUCGAGUCUUGUACCCAACCAGUACACCUUUGUUUUUGUUCUCAAGGCUUGUUCUCAGGGAUUAGGAAUUCGGGAAGGUCAACAAGUUCGCGUUUACGCAAUGAAGGUUGGGUUGGAAAGCAAUGUGUUUGUCACGAAUGCUUUGAUCCAGAUGUAUGCAAAUUGUGGGUCGGUGGAUGAUGCGAGAAUGGUGUUUGACUGGAGUGCUCAGCGGGAUUUGUUUUCUUGGAAUUUAAUGAUUGGUGGCUAUGUAGGAUCCGGAGACGUUAUUCACGCUAAAGAAUUGUUUGAUGCAAUGCCCGAAAGAGAUGUCGUCUCUUGGAGCACAAUGAUUGCAGGUCUUGUACAGGUGGGUUGCCUAAUUGAGGCUUUGGAGCUCUUCCGUGAGAUGCUGCAAACAGGCCCCAAACCAAACGAGUUUACCUUGACAAGUGUUCUUGCAGCCUGCGCAAAUCUGGUGGCACUGGAUCAAGGUAAAUGGAUCCAUGUGUAUAUAGACAAAGUUGGUAUCAAGAUGAUCGAACAGUUACUUGCUAGCCUCAUCGACAUGUAUGCUAAGUGUGGUGAGAUAGAACUUGCUUCCAAUGUUUUUCAUGGUGAAGCUGGUACUAGGAAAACAGUUUGGCCUUGGAAUGCCAUGAUUGGUGGGUUUGCGAUGCAUGGACUCUCCCACGAAGCAAUUGAUCUUUUUGAACAGAUGAAGAUGAAAAGUAUAGGUCCCAACAAAAUCACAUUUGUUGCCUUGUUAAAUGCAUGCAGCCAUGGAAAGUUGGUUGAAGAGGGGAAAUGGUAUUUCAAGUCCAUGUCUAGUUGCCAUGGGAUUGAGCCAGAAAUUGAGCAUUAUGGAUGUAUGGUAGAUCUUCUUGGCCGUGCUGGGCUACUGAAGGAGGCAGAAGAAAUCAUAUUAGCCAUGCCCAUGGCUCCAGAUGCUGUCAUAUGGGGAGCAUUACUUGGAGCCUGUCGGAUUCAUCGGGAUACAGAAAUGGGAGAUAGAAUAGCAAAGGCAAUCAAAGAAUUAGAUCCUUACCAUGUGGGCUGUCAUGUUCUACUGGCUAACAUGUAUUCCUCAUCCGGGAGAUGGAAAGAAGCUAAAGCUGUUAGAGAGAAAAUUGAAUCUGGUGGCACAAAAAAGACUCCUGGUUGCAGUUCUAUUGAAUUGAAUGGGGUGUUCCAUCAGUUCCUUGUGGGAGAUCGUUCACACCCACAAACUAAGCAGAUUUAUUUAUUCUUGGAUGAAAUGACUAUGAAAUUGAAGCUUGCUGGGUAUGUGCCAGAACUAAGAGAAGUAUUGCUUGAUAUUGAUGAUGAGGAAGAUAAGGAGACUGCUCUAUCAAGGCAUAGUGAGAAGUUAGCAAUUGCAUUUGGGUUGAUCAACACAGAACAUGGAACCCCAAUUCGCAUAGUGAAGAACUUGCGCGUGUGUCAGGAUUGCCAUCAGGCAAUAAAGUUCAUUUCCAAGGUUUAUGAAAGAGAAAUUAUUGUUAGAGACCGAAUUAGAUUUCACCAUUUCAGGAAUGGACAAUGCUCUUGCAGAGAUUACUGGUAGAUUGCAGAGUGGUAAUGUAUCAUUUGAUCAAAAUUGAUGCUUUUAAUUAUUUUUCA
Messenger RNA from Nelumbo nucifera (sacred lotus), 2565 nucleotides. RefSeq names its product pentatricopeptide repeat-containing protein At3g62890-like. Gene Ontology annotation, molecular function: zinc ion binding; protein binding; RNA binding. Lineage: Eukaryota; Viridiplantae; Streptophyta; Magnoliopsida; Proteales; Nelumbonaceae. The record is from RefSeq and is a predicted model, not a curated record. Gene Ontology annotation, biological process: RNA modification.